CUGACAGAGGGGAAAGAGAGAGAGACAGGGAGAGAGUGAGAGAGAGAGAGACAGAGAGCGAGUGAAAGAGAGAGGAAAAAAAGGAGAGAGGCAGAGAGAAGUGUGCGCAAACGUUUGACUGACUGAGUCACCCAUGGAGUGAUCUGAACAGUUAGAGAAACAGAACAAGGCACAGCAGAAGUCAGAUAGAGAGAGAGAGAGAGAGAGAGAGAGAGAGAGAGAGUCAAACCUAAACAUAUUUACGUUUUUUUCAUUUAUACGUUUUUAUUAUUUCAAAUUUUGUUUUCUCUUAAAAAGCGGUGGUGGAAACACGAAGUGACAUGUUGGCUCUACUCCUGAUGCUGCUGCAGUUUGCCAGCAGAUCGCAGGCUCAUGGGACUCAGAGUGCCAGUCUGCCUGCCAGUCUGUGCCCGGCGCCAUGCCAGUGCCAGGAGGAUGGGAUUCUACUGAUUGUCGACUGCUCGGAGCUUGGACUAUCGGCGGUGCCCGGCAACCUCAGCCCCCUGACGUCCUACCUAGAUCUCAGCAUGAAUAACAUCAGUGAAAUCCAGCCCAACGCAUUCCACAACCUCCACUUUCUGUCCGAGCUGCGUCUCUCCGGCAAUCACCUGAGACACAUCCCCGGACUGGUGUUCCAAGGCCUCUACAACCUCAAAGUUCUGAUGUUGCAGAAUAAUCAGCUCGAGCGCUUACCCAGCGAAGACCCAUGGGACUUGCCCAACUUGCUGUCCUUGCGUCUGGAUGCCAACCUGAUAAUGGAGGUCCCCCCACAGACCUUCUCUGGUCUCCGCUCCCUCCGGCACCUCUGGCUGGAUGACAAUGCGCUGACGGAGAUCCCGGCGGGAGCCCUCAAUAACCUGGCCUCCCUACAGGCCAUGACCCUGGCCCUCAAUCGCAUCAGCCACAUCCCCGACAACGCCUUCCGCAACCUCUCCAACCUGGUCGUGCUGCAUCUUCAUAACAACAUGAUCAAAACCCUGGGACAGAAUUGCUUCGAAGGACUGUAUAGCCUAGAGACUCUUGAGCUGAACUACAAUGAGCUGCAAGAGUUCCCUGUGGCUAUCCGGACCCUGGCGAAGCUUCAGGAACUGGGAUUCCACAACAACAAUAUUAAGGCCAUCCCAGAGGGGGCUUUUGUGGGAAACCCACUUCUCCAAACCAUAAAUUUCUAUGAGAACCCAAUCCAGUUUGUGGGCAGAUCUGCUUUCCAGUUCUUACCAAAGCUGCAUACUCUCUCCCUAAAUGGAGCCACGGAAAUUCAAGAAUUCCCUGACCUGAAAGGAACAACAAGUCUGGAAAUACUUGCCCUCACCAGGGCUGGUCUCACUACCCUACCACAGAGCCUCUGCCAACAACUGCCCAACUUGAGAUCACUCGAACUGUCCCACAAUCAGAUUGAAAAGCUCCCAAGCUUUUGUCACUGCAAGUCGCUCCAGGAAAUAGCCCUGCAGCACAAUCUGAUCCGGCAGAUCGAGGCGAACACAUUCCAGCAGCUGUCCUCCCUGCGCUCACUGGACCUCAGUUGGAACAACAUCGAGACGAUUCACCCAGAAGCAUUCUUAUCCCUGCACUCUCUGGUCAAACUUGAUCUUACAGAAAAUCAGUUAAGCAUGCUGCCCAUGGAGGGACUGUCCAGUCUCACACACCUAAAGCUGAAAGGAAAUAUGGCCCUGUCCAGUUCUUUCAGGCAGGAGGAUUUCCCCAAGAUAAGGGUGAUUGAAAUGCCCUUUGCCUACCAGUGCUGCGUGUAUGGUGCCUGCAACAGUCACAAAUCCAUCAACCAAUGGGAUGCGGAGCAAAUCAGUGAAGACGAUGACCUGCAUAAGAGGACCAUAGCUUUAUUUCCUAACAACUAUGACCCCGACAUGGAAGAAUUCCAAUUAGAAAUCGAAGAAUCCAAACUGCAAACCAGCAUCCAGUGCACACCACUCCCAGGUCCCUUCAAGCCCUGCGACUACAUGUUUGAUAGCUGGGGCGUGCGGCUGGGAAUGUGGGCUAUCACUCUCAUCUCGCUGGUGGGCAACGGUCUGCUGAUCAUCAGCGUCUUCGGCUCGCCCACCUACCUGUCCCCGGUCAAGUUCGUCAUCGGCUCCAUCGGCGGCGCCAACCUCCUGACGGGCCUGUGCGCCGGCACGCUGGCCAUGGUGGACGUGCUGACGUUCGGCGAGUUUGCGCGGCACGGCGCCCGCUGGGAGUCGGGCACGGCGUGCCAGACGACCGGCUUCGUCUCCAUCUUCGCCUCGGAGGCCUCCAUCCUCUUCCUGACGCUGGCGGCCGUGCAGUGCAGCGUGUCGGUGUCGUGCGUGCGCGCCUACGGCAAGUCGCCGUCCUUCGGCAGCGUGCGGGCGGCCGCCGCCGCCUGCGUGCUGCUCUCCGUGGCCGUGGCGGCGCUGCCGCUGGGCAAGGUGGGCGAGUACGGCACGUCGCCCCUCUGCCUGCCCUCCCCCUUGCCCGAGGGCCGGCCGUCCACGCUGGGCUUCAUGGUGGCGCUCAUCAUGAUGAACUCCCUCUGCUUCCUGGUCAUCACCGGCACCUACAUCAAGCUGUACUGGGACCUGAUGAAGGGCGAGUUCGACAGCAUCUGGGACUGCGCCAUGAUCAAGCACGUGGCCUGGCUCAUCUUCACCAACUGCCUGCUCUACUGCCCCGUGGCCUUCCUCACCUUCUCCUCGCUGCUGGGCCUCUUCCCCGUGGCCGAGGAGGUCAUCAAGUCCGUCCUGCUGGUGGUGCUGCCGCUGCCGGCGUGCCUCAACCCGCUGCUCUACCUCCUCUUCAACCCGCACUUCCGCGAGGACGCCCGCCUCUUCUGGAGCCGCGCCAAGCUGGCGCCCGAGGAGACGCUGGACUCCUUCGUGUCCAUGGAGACCGAGAAGAGCUCCUACGACUCCACGCAGGCCCUGGUGUCGUUCGCCGAAGUGGACACCCUCUUCGACGCCUCCGCCUUGCCCAAGAUGGAGGUGGUGGAGGACCGUUACCCCUGGUCACCCUCCGUGCCUCUCAUCCCCUGCCAACAGAAGAUGCUGACCAUCGGCAGAGAGCGUAUGGCCGGGUCUGUGCCGGGAAUGUGCCUUAACGAGGAGGAGUGUUUGAGAGGCAACGGGCUGGACAGCAUCAAUGGCAGCUCCUUCCCCACUGGAGUAUGUCACUCAUCUCCCCUCGCAUCUCAUUUGUAAAUCAAUUAUGUGGCCAUUUGAGACUUCUAAGGACCAUUUCAGAAAGAGAAAGAGAGAGAGGGAGAGAGAAGGGAAGAAAAGAAAGAGUACAAAAGCGGAAUAUUCUCCUUGGACACUGCCGUGAAUCUAUCCUUACAUUUUGGAACAUUAUGUUGACUGUCUUUGAUGAAUGAACUAAUUAAUUGUGGGGAUUGUGGUUUGUGGUUUCCCAGGGAAACAUCAACCAUUAUGCUAUUGUGCCAUCACAGGAAAGCAGAUUAAUUUAUAUAUUCAGGAAGCUGUCUCAUGUGGCGACUGACAUGUAACUUCAUUUUUCAACAUGGCAAAAGGAGGUAACAAAGGGUUUUAGUACCAUAAACAAAACACAUCAAAGAGGCGCAGAGAAAACAAGAGAAUGAGCUGUUGAUGCAGACAUGAGAUUUAACAAUGUGUAAAAUUGAAAAACUCUCAUUAUGUUUCCUUCACACCUCCUUGUCUGACAUAAUGAGCUACAUUUUAAUUAUAGUUUCGGUAUAAUUUAGAAUGGAUUCCUGGUCCAGCUCUCCUUCAUGUGCAGAUCUCAAACACAACCGAUUCUCCACCCCAGAUGAUUAUAGAGCCCUUGAUUACCUCAAGAGUUCAGACAUGCAGUGCUUUGCUUUCCCAUGAACAUGAAUCAUUUCCACUCAAUGUGCUAAUGGCUUUGGUAUAAUAAAACAUUUUUUUUUCUAGUGUGGUGAGAGCAGUACAAUGAGAAGUUUACCAUUGGAAUUUUUCAGAAGCCCUAUUUUUUUCCCCAAAUGCAUUUCAAACUCUUCCAUGUCUUGCAUGGAACCAAAUAUACCUUGUAUACAAUUAUAUUUUAGUUUCCACCAAACAAAUUGAAAUAAUUAACUUGACAGAUUAUACGUUUCUCAAGACUUGUAACAACAGACAAUGAAAAUGUAAGUAAAGGGACAAACUGCAAUGUAUGGGCUCACUAUGUAUUUCACUGUAUUUAAGAAAAAUAUACAUUUCAUGUCUGGUUUAAAAGGGAAUUUACUGCUUUAGUCACAAAUGAUUAUCUAUGAUACUACAGACCCCUACCAGAUCACAUUCAUGGCAUUGCAGCAACUUUAAAUGUUUUGAUUUUGUAUAGUACAUACAAUUUGACACAUUCUGUAGAAACGGAAUGUACUUCCAUUUUUCCAGUUUAGGCUGACAAAGAAAGGCAAUUUACUGCCAUUUAGAUCCGCAGUCAAGUUUGGAUGGCCAUUAUUGUCUGUGUAUAGUAGGCUAGCUGUUGUAUGUACAGUUGUAACUACCUCUGACCUAGCAUGCUAUUAUUUCAUUGUACCCCAAGUGUGUUGAUCGUCUCUUUUUACACAAAGUAUGUUAAAUUUAUAUAUAAUUUUAUAUUAAAGUAAAUACCAUAGUUUGUAAAACACGUACUAUUUUGGAUGUACAUAUUUUCAUAUUUCUGUACA
Sardina pilchardus (European sardine) is the source of this 4618-nucleotide messenger RNA. RefSeq names its product leucine-rich repeat-containing G-protein coupled receptor 6 (gene lgr6). Gene Ontology annotation, cellular component: plasma membrane. The transcript is spliced from 18 exons. Gene Ontology annotation, biological process: adenylate cyclase-activating G protein-coupled receptor signaling pathway; hormone-mediated signaling pathway; activation of adenylate cyclase activity. Gene Ontology annotation, molecular function: protein-hormone receptor activity; G protein-coupled peptide receptor activity; protein binding. Bases 321 to 3173 code for a protein of 950 amino acids. NCBI's taxonomy places the organism in Eukaryota, Metazoa, Chordata, Actinopteri, Clupeiformes, Clupeidae. The record is from RefSeq and is a predicted model, not a curated record.